CCCCGGCACAUCUACGCGAAUCCUUCGCAGCCUGACUGCUGCUGGGUGCUGGCACUCGGACUCUAUCUCGGCUCCAACCCAACGCUAGUCCCUGGAAAACUGUUCCCGGGCUCCAACCAGAAAUCAAGAUUUUGCAAGACAAUUGGGAGAAUGCUCGAGGAGAUUACGGGAGAAAAGGCGUACGGGACUCACUCCAUCCGAAAAGGAGUCGCUACGUACGCUAGCAGUGGCAGCACCGGUGGUCCGUCAAUUGUUAGUGUGUGUUUGAGAUGCGGGUGG
Phytophthora sojae is the source of this 279-nucleotide messenger RNA. RefSeq lists its product as hypothetical. NCBI's taxonomy places the organism in Eukaryota, Oomycota, Peronosporomycetes, Peronosporales, Peronosporaceae. The transcript has a single exon. The record is from RefSeq and is a predicted model, not a curated record. The annotation marks the transcript as partial.